ACAGCACAGGACUUAAGGAGCUCCGAUCGCUCUGCUGCCACAUAGAAGAUGGUGGACGCUUUUACGUACGACUCAGCGCUCCAUGAGGCAUCUACGUAUUGAUGUCUAUGUUUCUCCCACCCAGCAGAAACGUCUCAGCUUCAGUUUCUGCUGCGAGAAGUUCAGUGGUGGAGAGUCGAAGCUCCUCAGGCAGGUCAGGUCAGCCAUGUUUCUACUCACAGAAACACGACCAGAUCUCGUGAGAAUACCAGAGUCCUGAUUUUAUCCUUUCUCCACGAUCAUCCAUCAGGCUCCAGGUUACCAAAUGCUUCUGACUGCUAUAGAAAUAUCAAUAACAUAUAGAUAUGUCAUGAUGUCUGGAUCUGUUGCAACGGUAGCAACUUUAGUUAGAGUAACUGAUUCUCAUAGAAAAUUCAGUGGAAGGAAAAACUAAUUUGCGUUACAGCUGGAGUUUGUUUUCUUAUUAAAAUGUACUUUAAAUUUUAAAUGAUGUUCUGUACAUUACAUCAAACAAAUACACUUCAAUGUAUCAGAUUACACUUAAAAAGGAGAAGAAGACAGGAAGGGGGAAGAAACUGAAACUGAACCAAAGAGAAACUGAAAGACUUCCAGGAAUCCUGGAGAAUUAUUGAUAACAGGACAGUCUGUCUGCUUAAAGGAAAAAGAAAAGACAGAAACUGAACUAAAACUGAUGUUCGGUUUGAACAUUCCCGACCAGCAGAUAAUGUUCAGACCGACUGGUGAAAAACAUCUUAUUUUUUUCCCUGCAGACGUCCAACAGCAACAUGUCUGCAAACAGGAGAUGGUUCUGAAACAGGAGGACUCUGGUCUGGAUCAGGAAGAACCAGAACCUCCGGAUAUUAAAGAGGAGCAGGACGAGCAGAACCAGACUCCUACGGACGAACCAGAAAAACCAAACAAGCGCCAACAGGACAUUUUCUUGGAUGCUCGGCUUAUAAAACAGGAGAAAUUUUCCAGACUGGACCAGGAGGAACCAAAACCUCCACAGAUCAAAGAGGAAGAGAAGAAUCCACGCCGCACUCAGGCCGAAAAGCAGCUUGAAAUGAACCAGGAGACCAAGGCUGUGAUUUUGACCUCUGCUAACGAAGAACAAGACCAAAGUGAAUCCGAACCAAACCGGAACCACCUCAGAAGAACCAGCAGCGAAGCAGACACCUCACCCGUCUCAGAGAGUCGGAGCAACACAGAAUCAGAUCAGAAACCUUUGCAGUGUUCCCACUGUGGGAAAACGUUUGUGUGUAGAGCCAAACUGACGGCUCACACACGAGUUCACACCGGAGAGAAGCCAUUUGUUUGUAAAAUGUGUGGAAAAAGAUUCAGAACCAAUGAUUGUUUAAAGCGACAUCUGCUAAUCCACACAGGUGAGAAACCUGUGAUUUGUGAGAUCUGUGGGAAAAGAUUCAGUCGGAGCUGCUACUUAUCAGUUCACACCAGAACCCACACCGGAGAGAAACCGUACGAGUGUGAGGUGUGUGGGAAAAGUUUCCCCAGCAACUCUGCCUUGCGCAGUCACACCAGUGUUCACACGGCGGAGAAGCCACAUGCGUGUGAAGAAUGUGGGAAAAGGUUCGGACGGAAGGGAACAUUGGACAAACACAGGAGAACCCACACUGGAGAGAAACCGUAUUUCUGUGAGACGUGUGGAAAACUUUUCAGAGAUAACUACACCUUAUCACAGCACAUAAAAAUCCACACUAAGUAAUGAACCGGAGCGGAGUUGCUAUGGUGACCACACGAGAAGUCGAGAAUAAUUCGUACUGCAGCAGAAUGGAGCGUUGCUAUGGACACUGAAUCCAGACAUAAAUAUUUUGUAAAUCAGAAUUCAUAGUUAAUAAGAUUUUGCAGGAUUGUAGAAUAAAAUGUAUGAACAUUUCA
Poecilia latipinna (sailfin molly) is the source of this 1896-nucleotide messenger RNA. Its product is annotated as zinc finger protein 184-like. Gene Ontology annotation, cellular component: nucleus. The record is from RefSeq and is a predicted model, not a curated record. Gene Ontology annotation, molecular function: DNA-binding transcription factor activity, RNA polymerase II-specific. Bases 692 to 1723 code for a protein of 343 amino acids. Gene Ontology annotation, biological process: regulation of transcription by RNA polymerase II. NCBI's taxonomy places the organism in Eukaryota, Metazoa, Chordata, Actinopteri, Cyprinodontiformes, Poeciliidae. The transcript is spliced from 2 exons.